Messenger RNA from Pan troglodytes (chimpanzee), 2539 nucleotides. RefSeq names its product zinc finger protein 726-like. The record is from RefSeq and is a predicted model, not a curated record. Gene Ontology annotation, biological process: regulation of DNA-templated transcription. NCBI's taxonomy places the organism in Eukaryota, Metazoa, Chordata, Mammalia, Primates, Hominidae. Gene Ontology annotation, cellular component: nucleus.
CCUGAGACCUUCCACCAAAGCUCCAAUCAGACAACUAGCCGUAUUAUCUGGAGAAGCCUUGGUAACCUUCACCAUGGCAGAGGCCCAGCCUCUGUGGCCCUGUGACCUGCAGGGACUGUUGACAUUUAGGGAUGUGGCCAUAGAAUUCUCUCUGGAGGAGUGGCAGUACCUGGACACUGCACAGAAGAAUUUAUAUAGGAAGAUGAUGUUAGAGAACUACAGAAACCUGGCCUUCCUGGGUAUUGCUUUCUCUAAGCCAGACCUGAUCACCUGUCUGGAGCAAGGAAAAGAGCCCUGGAAUAUGAAGCGACAUGUGAUGGUGGAUGAACCCCCAGGUAUAUGUUCUCAUGUUGCUCAAGACCUUUGGCCAGAACAGGGCAUGGAAGAUUCUUUUCAAAAAGUAAUACCAAGAAGAUAUGAAAAAUGUGGACAUCAGAAUUUACAGUUAAGAAAAGGUCAAAGUGUGGAUGAGCUUAAGGUGCACAAAGAAGGUUAUAAUGGACUUAACCUGUGUUACACAACUACCCAGAGCAAAGUAUUUCAAUGCGGUAAAUGUUUGAAAGUCUUUUAUAAAUUUGUAAAUUCAAACAGCAUAAGACACACUGGAAGGAAACCUUUCAAAUGUAAAAAAUGUGUCAAAUCAUUUUGCAUGCUUUCACACAAAACCCAGCAUAAAAGCAUUUAUACUACAGGGAAGUCCUACAAAUGUAAAGAAUGUGGAAAAACCUUUAAUUGGUCUUCAACCCUUACUAAUCAUAAGAAAAUUCAUACUGAAGAAAAACCCUACAAAUGUGAAGAAUAUAGAAAAGCUUUUAAUCUAUCCUCAAAUCUUACUACACAUAAGAUAAUUCAUAUUGGAGAGAAAUCUUAUAAGUGUGAAGAAUGUGGCAAAACAUUUAACAAAUCCUUAACCCUAACCAUACAUAAGAGGAUGCACACUGAAGAGAAACUCUACAAAUGUAAAGAAUGUGUCAAAGCAUAUGUAUGGUCCUCAAACCUAACUAAACAUAAGAGGAUGCAUGCUGGAGAGAAACCCUACAAAUGUGAAGAAUGUGGCAAAGCUUUUAGCCAAUCCUCAACCCUUACUACACAUAAGAUAAUUCGUACUGGAGAGAAACGCUACAAAUGUGAAGAAUGUGGCAAAGCAUAUGUAUGGUCCUCAACCCUAACUAAACAUAAGAGAAUGCACACUGCAGAGAAACCCUAUAAAUGUGAAGUAUGUGGCAAAACUUUUCAUCGAUUCUCAAAUCUUAGUGCACAUAAGAUAAUCCAUACUGGAGAGAAACCUUACAAGUGUGAAGAAUGUGGCAAAGCAUUUAUAUGGUCCUCAAACCUUACUGAACAUAAGAAAAUUAAUACUAGAGAGAAACCCUACAAAUGUGAAGAAUGUGGCAAAGCAUUUAGCCGAUCUUCAACCCUAACUAUACAUAAGAGGAUGCACACUGGAGAGAAACUCUACAAAUGUGAAGAGUAUGGCAAAGCUUUUAGACAAUCCUCAACCCUUACUGCACAUAAGAUAAUUCAUACUGGAGAGAAAUCCUACAAAUGUGAAGAAUGUGGCAAAGCCUUUAACUCGUCCUCAACUCUUACUAAACAUAAGAUAAUCCAUACUGAAGAGAAACCCUACAAAUGUGAAAAAUGUGGCAAAACCUUUAACCAGUCUUCAAUCCUUUCUAACCAUAAGAUAAUUCAUACUGGAGAGAAACCUUACAAGUGUGAAGAAUGUGGCAAAGCUUUUAAUCAUUACUCAAAUCUUACUAAACAUACGAUUGUUCAUACUGGAGAGAAACCCUACCAAUGUGAAGAAUGUGGCAAAACCUUUAACCAGUCUUCAAUUCUUACUAACCAUAAGAAAAUUCAUACUGGAGAGAAACCCUGAUCAUAUGAAUAAUGUGGCAAAUCUUUUAACUUAUCUUCAACUUUUAAUAAACAUUGAGGUAGUUUAUACUGGAGUAAAACCCUACAAAUGUGAAGAAUGUGGGAAAGCCUUUUUCUCAUCCUCAUCCCUAACUACACAUAAGAAAAUUCAUACUGGACAGCAACCCUACAAAUGGAAAAAAUUUGGCAAAGCCUUUAACCAGUCCUCACUUAUUACUACAGAUAAGUCAUAUUGGAGAAAAAUCUUACAAGGUUGAAUAAUACGGAAAGCCUAAAAAAGUCCUCAAUUCUUAACAGACAUAAGAUUAUUCAUAUUGGAGAGAAACUCUACAAACCUGAAAGAAAAGACAAUGCUUUUGACAACACCUCAAACUUUUCUAAACACAAAAACUUGUUGCCAACAAAUUCUAGAAAUGUGAAGAAUGUGACAAAGCCUUUAAAUGAUUGUCACACUUGAUUAUAGAUAAGAUAAUUCAUACUGAGAAAAUUGGCGGUGUGAACAAUGUGGCCAAGCUUCUAACCAAUGCUCACAUCUUAUUGCACUGUAAAGCAUUUAUACUUGAGAACCAAUGUACAAAUAUUGACAAAAAAGCCAUUAAUACCUGCUCAAAUCUUACUCAAAAUCAGAGUUCAUACUAAAUAAAAGCAUUAAAAGUUUAAU